Prosopis cineraria is the source of this 1942-nucleotide messenger RNA. RefSeq lists its product as uncharacterized. Bases 205 to 1506 code for a protein of 433 amino acids. Lineage: Eukaryota; Viridiplantae; Streptophyta; Magnoliopsida; Fabales; Fabaceae. The transcript is spliced from 7 exons. Gene Ontology annotation, cellular component: nucleus; cytoplasm. Gene Ontology annotation, biological process: snRNA import into nucleus. The record is from RefSeq and is a predicted model, not a curated record.
AACAGCGUUUAUACAGUUACCCCCUUCAUUUAACCUUUUUAUCUGCCCAUUCGCACAAGAACCGAGCCAGAGCCCGGAAGGAGGGAAUCGGCAGUUUUCUAAACGAUUACGAAACGUGAAACGGAGGCGCCAGACAUUAAGUUGAGCGAAGAAAGAAGCGAAGGAACGUCCAGAGGCAACUCUGCGUCGCAUUUGCCCGAAGGCAUGGCACCGCAUGACAUCCGUCGUCCCUUCAAAAGGCCGGUCAUUUCCGACCAACAGAGACGGCGAGAACUCUCGCUUCUCCGGCAAGCACAAAAUCGCCGCGAUGCUCAGCACCAGGCUCGCUGCUUGGCUUCCACUGCUUUCUCUCUUGCUUCCCAAACCCUUGAAGCACCUAUUUCCGAAUCCGAACUCGGGAUUGAAGCUGUGCCCAAAUCCCAUCCGGGUAAUGAGCCUGAGAUUGAACAGGAGCCUUUGCCGAAGGACUUCGAUAUUGUUGGGGCCUCCAAGCUCAAAGGCGCAGAGGCUCGGAAAUGGUUUGCGAAGCAGCUUAUGCAUCCUGAAUGGAUGAUCGAUAUCCCUGAUGGGCUUAGUCAAGACUGGUAUGUUUUUGCUAGGCCAUCGGGUAAACGGUGCUUCGUCGUUUCCUGUAACGGAACAACGAUUAGUAGGCUAAGGAAUGGAUCUAUACUGCAUCGUUUUCCGUCUGCUCUUCCCAACGGGGCAAGGAAAAAGGAUGUCUCCGGUUCUGCUCAAUCUUAUUCUAUAUUGGACUGUAUAUUUCACGAGCUGGAUCAAACUUACUAUGUUAUUGACAUGGUCUGCUGGAGGGGCUACUCUCUUUAUGACUGCACUGCGGAAUUCAGGUUUUUUUGGUUGAAUUCCAAGCUUGCAGAGAGUGGUGCUUGUGACGCACCUUCGCAUUAUCACAAGUACAGGUUCAGUCUGGUUCCAGCAUAUGAUUGUGAUCAGAAUGGUCUGUAUGCGGCCUAUACAGAAGCAGUACCAUAUGUGAAAGACGGCCUUCUGUUUUAUAACAAUAUUGUCUUUCCUAGGCAUGCUCAUUACCAGACAGGAAUUACACCAUUAGCUUUGGUUUGGAAGGAUGAAAAAUGUAGUCAAUAUGUUAUUGACACAAAUAACGAAGGACAGGUUCCAAGCCAACAGCAGGUGGUUUUGGAGCUACAAGAAGAUGGGAAACUGAUUACAUCAGAUGAUCCUCCGACAGUAUUUGGCUGCUUGGAUGGAAGCUUUAUAGAACAGUCAGGAUUGAAAGUAGGAUGUCUACUACGAUUUGCAGUUGGAGAGGGAGGAUUGGUUUUUCUUGGUGGGAAGCUUGAGAAAGCUGAUCUACAUUAUCUUGGCAAGGCCAAUCGAGCUCGAGCUUCUGCAGAUAGUUUCUCCAAGGUUAUGUUCCAGUACAGUGUUCGGCAUUCUCCGCUGAGAGUUGAUGAUCUGCUGGCAUCUGUCAGCUUAGCAGUUGAUCAAGGAGCCAAACCUUGUGAUGUUGAGAUGGAUGGCUGAUACCUGGUAGCGACCAGUGAGAAUUGACUACAAAGAGAGAUGUGAAAUUCAUUGUGCUGCUUCUGUGACCAGGGCUUCCACAGUGGAGGAUCCUACAAAUUUGCUAGCUGCCACUUAUGUUCAGAUACGAAGGAGCAGUAGAUAUGAUUGUUAACCCAGGCGGUGGGCAGUUGCAUAUCAGCAUAUGAUGGUGAUCAGGGUUUCUUUGUUGCUGGUGUAUAUUGUCUUUGGUUUGGAUUGUACUGCUGCGGGCUUUCUAGCAAUCAUCCUACCCUAGAUACUCAAUUUAUUAUAAUAGUAAAUUGUAAAUUUUUCUGGUAUCCCCAGCCAGUUUCAGGCUUCCUCCAUCUGGCAUAAGGGUAGUAAUUUGCAACGGAGAAUAGUCUAUUACAUUUGAUUAACACGAGACUUACAAAUGGAGACAUGAUUUAAUUUU